Ilex paraguariensis (yerba mate) is the source of this 2207-nucleotide messenger RNA. The record is from the annotation of a GenBank genome assembly. Lineage: Eukaryota; Viridiplantae; Streptophyta; Magnoliopsida; Aquifoliales; Aquifoliaceae.
AUGCGUGUGUUGAGCACAAAAAAUUGUGUCAGCGCUUAUAUAUUUGUUGCUACAUCUUGCAGAUACCUUCCUGAACCAGAUAAUAUGGUAGUUUUAGAUGCUGCAUACGUGAUUUAUAUGCAAUUUAAAGAUUUUCCCAGGGCACUUCAAAUUGCACUCUGCCUUGACAAAUUAGAGUACGUAAAUCAGGUGCUUACAUCUUGUGAUGAUCUGCUGCAAAAGAAGCAAUGUUGUUACAUCCUUGCUCGACAUAGUAUUGCAUUUGAGCUUGAUGAAGAUUUGGCUGCAGAUGAUAGAGACAGGGAGGUACUGCAAGAAAUCAUCAACAAUAGUAAAUUGAGUGAAGGUUAUCUUACUCUUGCUCGUGAUAUAGAGGUCAUGGAACCCAAGUCUCCUGAAGAUAUUUACAAGGCACAUUUACUUGACGGUCAGCCUGGUGCUGGGGCAAAUGUUUAUUCCUCCCGAAAGAAUCUAGCAGCAACAUUUGUCAAUGCAUUUGUCAAUGCAGGAUUUGGACAGGAUAAAUUGAUAACCUGCCCAUCAGAAUCUUCAAGUGGUGGUUCGUCAUCAAACUGGCUUUUUAAGAAUAAAGAACAUGGGAAGACCAGUGCUGCAGCGAGUCUGGGUAUGAUUCUGCUUUGGGAUGUUGAUUCUGGAGUUGCCGAAAUAAACAAAUAUCUCGGCUCCAAUGAUAACUAUGUAAUUGCAGGCGCAUUAUUAGGUGUCGGGAUUCUCAACUGUGGUAUCAAGGAUGAUCGUGAUCCUGCAUUAGAACUUCUUGUUGACUAUGUAAAUAAAGAUGAUUCUUCUAUCAGAAUUGGUGCAAUAAUGGGCCUGGGCCUUGCAUACGCAGGCACUCAGAAUUUUCUGAUACGUAGGAAACUGACUCAUAUCCUUGGAGAUUCAUAUGCACCCCUUGAUGUGAUAGCAUUUGCAGCUAUCUCCCUGGGAUUAGUAUUUGUGGGUUUCGGUGAUGAAGAGGUCAACUUCGCAAUCACAUCUGCGUUGCAGUACCGAAGUCAGUCAGAACGGGGGCAUCCCCUCCUUCGACUUUUUCCGCUUGGCCUUGGUCUGCUUUUCCUUGGGAAGAAGGAUUUUCUGGACCCUACUGAGUUUUCAAAGAGUUUUGAUGUCAAAAUCAGAAAAUAUUGUGAAAUGACCCUGCUUUCUUGUGCCUAUGCUGGAACUGGGAACGUCCAACACUUACUGGAUGAGUGUGUACAUCAUCUCAAGAAUGGUGGAGUCUACCAGGCACCUGCUGUACUUGGAAUUGCUAUGGUAGCAAUGGCUGAAGAACUAGGCCUUGAAAUGGCAAUUCGUUCUUUGGAGCAUCUUUUGCAGUAUGGCAAGCAGUACAUCCGAAGGGCAGUUCCUUUGGCUCUUGGUCUCCUCUGCAUAUCAAACCCAAAGGUCAAUGUUACCGACACUUUAAGCCGACUUAGCCAUGAUACCCGUGGAGAAGUAGCAAUGGCUGCCAUCAUCUCCUUAGGUUUGAUAGGCGCAGGAACUAACAAUGCCAGAAUAGCUGGCAUUCUUCGCAAUCUUUCAAGUUUUUACUACGAAGAAGCCAACCUUCUAUUCUGUGUGCGCAUUGCUCAAGGUCUUGUACAUUUGGGGAAGGGGUUGUUGACUCUUUCUCCGUAUCACUCUGAACAGUUUCUACUAUCCCCGACGGCUCUGGCUGGACUUGUAACUUUUCUGCAUGUGUGUCUUGACGGGACUAUGAUCUUGGGGAAAUAUCACUACGCUGUGUACUUCCUUGUUUUGGCAAUGCAGCCGAGGAUGCUGAUGACUGUGGAUGAAAAUCUGAAGUUGCUGUGCGUGCCAGUCCGGGUGGGCAAAGCUGUCGAUGUUACUGGUCUGCCAGGUCGACCCAAGACCAUCACUGGUUUCCAAAACUUCCUAACACCUGUUCUUCUAGCUGCUGGCGAUAGAGCAGAACUUGCUACUGAAAAGUAUAUUCCACUCUCACCCAUUCUUGAAGGUUUUGUCAUCUUAAAAGAGAAUCCAGAUUACAGAUAUGAUCACUAGCUGAUAUUCAUGAGGGACGGUCGAAUUUCACUCAAAUUGUACAUUCUCCAGAACCAUAGAAUCGGGCCUAACGGCUAGCUUAUCCACUGGAUUGUGUGGAUUAUAAAGCAUUUGAGUUGUUUUUUGCUUCAUUUUUGAUGCGUUGGGACAGUGUAAACUUGACAAUGACGAUUGAC